Xiphias gladius (swordfish) is the source of this 3488-nucleotide messenger RNA. RefSeq names its product glutamyl-tRNA synthetase 2, mitochondrial (gene ears2). The record is from RefSeq and is a predicted model, not a curated record. Gene Ontology annotation, molecular function: ATP binding; zinc ion binding; glutamate-tRNA ligase activity. The transcript is spliced from 10 exons. Gene Ontology annotation, biological process: glutamyl-tRNA aminoacylation. The coding region runs from base 258 to 1892 and encodes 544 amino acids. NCBI's taxonomy places the organism in Eukaryota, Metazoa, Chordata, Actinopteri, Istiophoriformes, Xiphiidae.
GCUGUUUGUGGGUGCUCAAUUCUUCUUCCGGUUUUGUUUCGACGAAGACUACAAUUAUUCCGUGGGGCGAAAUCAUGUUUUACCCGAACAUUCACACUUGUGCGGGGAAAACUUUAACAGUUACAGCGUGUAGUUUUAGCGUCUUGUCGUCGUCUUGUUGAAAUGCGGUUUCGGUAAACCGUCGUGCGUCGGACUUCGAGCGGUGCCGUUCGUGUCACCGGUGUGACCGUCGAAACGCCGGCGUGUUGCGUCCCGUCAUGAUGUCGUGGUGGCCGAGGGCAUGUCAGCGGUGUUCCCUGACCGGCGUGGUGACCCGGAGAGGCCCCCGGUGCCCCAGCAACGGGCGGGGCGAGCUCCAGUUCGGCGCCGCCGUCAGGGGCUGCUCCUCCUCCUCGUCGCCCUCGCUUCAGGGGGAGGUGAGGGUCCGGUUCGCGCCCAGCCCGACAGGCUUCUUACACCUCGGAGGCCUCCGAACUGCCCUCUACAAUUACAUCUUUGCAAAGAAGUAUGGAGGCGCGUUCGUCCUGCGACUGGAGGACACUGAUCAGAGCAGACUGGUGCCGGGAGCAGCAGCGUCCAUAGAGGACAUGCUGGAGUGGGCCGGUGUACCUCCAGACGAGAGUCCCCGUAGAGGCGGGCCGGUGGGUCCAUAUCUGCAGUCUCAGAGACUAGACCUGUACAGUCAGACCGCCCAGCAGCUUGUGGAGAGUGGUCACGCCUACUACUGUUUCUGCAGCCCGCAGAGACUGGAACUGCUCAAAAAAGAGGCUUUGAGGGCCGGGCAGACUCCUCGGUACGACAACAGGUGUCGUCACCUUCGGGCCGACCAGGUCCAGGAGAAGCUGGCCAAGGGAGCGCCACAUGUGAUCAGGUUUCGUCUGGAAGCGGGCAUCGAGCCUUUUCAGGAUAUGAUCUUUGGAUGGAAUCGUCAUGAGGUGGCCCAGGUGGAGGGGGACCCCGUGGUGAUCAAAGCAGAUGGGUUUCCCACCUAUCACCUCGCUAACAUAGUGGAUGAUCAUUACAUGAAGAUCAGCCAUGUUCUGCGGGGGUCUGAGUGGCUCAUCUCCACCUCCAAACAUCUCCUCAUGUAUCAAGCUCUUGGGUGGAAACCACCCACCUUUGGACAUCUGCCACUUCUGAUGAACAAAGAUGGUAGUAAACUGUCCAAGAGGCAGGGGGAUAUAUUCAUCCAGAGCUUCCAGAGAGCCGGGAUCCUGCCGGAGGCUCUGCUGGAUAUCACCACCAACUGUGGAUCUGGAUUCAACACCAAUCGAAUGGGAAGGAGGAUAGAUGAGCUGAUCUCUGAGUUUAAUCCUUCAAAGAUCACAACUCAUUCGGCUUUGUUAGACCUGGAAAAACUACCAGAGUUCAACAGAAUCCACCUGGAGCAGCGUAUUGGAGACGAGGAGCAGUGCCUCUUGCUGAUAAAAGAUCUACAGGUACAAAUCCAGCAGGCCUACACAGCAGAGAUCCAGGAUGAAGAAGUCCUACACGAGGAUUAUAUCAGGCGGGUGCUGCAUCUUCGUAAGGGUCACAUAUCCUCCCUUAAGGAGCUGGUAAGUCCUGGUUAUUCUUACCUGUGGGUGCGUCCUUCCUUCUCCAGCCAGCAAGUGGCAGCACUCACUUCAGAAGCUCCGCGCAUUGCCUCAUUAGUGCUGAGAUUAAUAGAAGAGCGAGGUGAGGAGUUGGCAUUGGAUCAGCUGAGUAAAGAUCUGAAGACUUUGGCUAAACAGACCAAAGCUACAAAGUACAGAGAAGUGAUGAAGCUUUUGCGUCUGGCUCUCAGCGGUCUGCAGCAAGGUCCCAGUGUAGCCGAGAUGAUGGUGUCUUUGGGGCCUGCAGAGAUCAGCCAUCGAUUCCGGAAACUUCUGCCUCUUUCAGAGACUAGUUAAAGACUGGGCAACCUGUCACCUCAUGGACUGAUGUCAACUUGAAGACAAGAACUGCUGUUAAGGACGUGGCCUUGUAUGUUGAGAGUUAAAUAUAUGACCUCACACUGACUCUUCCGAAAGCUAACCGGGACACAUUUAAAAUGAACUGCACCCACUGGUAUGAGUGAAAUAAUACUUGAAUUAUUACAAAUAUUUUAUUAAAAAAAGUUGAAAACUGAUUUGACGCACAUGGUCUGUUAGUUUUAUUCGGUCCUGUGCGACUUUACAGGACCAGGUGACACUAUGCACCGAAGGAUGGGAAGUACCUUGGUAUUUUUAUGCAAAUUUUUAUCUGCAUCACUUCAGAAAAACAGUUUUAACGAACUCCAGUUUAGAGAUGUAUUGCGCAGUCACAAGGGAAAACACUUCCAAUUUAAAAAUGAAAGUCAUAUAAAUGCCUGUCAUGCAACAAAAAAAGGGACACAAAAAAAACUACAAAAUAGCAGUGGGUGCUUUUGAAAAACAGAAAUCGCAAGUCAUGAAUUAUUUUAAUUACUUUUGACUCUCUCACGCAACAUAUAUUUAAUAUUAAAUUACUGCUCAGCUGUUUCACUUUAAUGUCAUAGCAUACUGCAUUGAAGAUUGAAAGCUGUAUUCUGUUGAAUUUUUAUAAAUAAUAUCAAAUAAUUAUGUCUUUUUAAAACAACAGCUAUAGUUAGACUCAAGUAUUUUAAAUGUUAAAUUCUUUAAAUCAAAUCUUUGUGUUGGAUUCGAUACUGUUUGGAACCGAUAAGACCACUACCAUGGACUCUGGGGUAAACAUUUACUCAACUACUGCACUGAAGUACAGUUUUGAGGUAGAUUAUUUAACCUUUAUGCCACUUUUAUUUUACUUUUAUCUCAAAUAUUUUUCUUUUUUACUCCACUGCAUUUAUUUGACAGGUGUAGUUAGCUGCUAUACAAUGAGUUGAUAAAUUAUGUUUAAUUAACUGCCCGAGAGUAUCAAAAAUAAUCUCUACCUUGAGCUGCUCCAACAGUAAAGUACUACUUACACAUAAAUGCAUCAGAAUGAACAAUUCAGUAAUAUAAUGUAUAAUCAUGUAACACACAGGGGCCACUUUUACUGUUUAAUUACAUUUUGCUGAUGACAUUUAUGUACUUGAGUAAGAUUUUGUAUGCAGGACAUUGACUUGUAAUGGAAUAUUUUUUAAUUGAUGUAUAGCUACUUUUACAUUAGUAAAGGUCUGGGAUACUUCAUUCACCACAGAUUUUAUUCAGUAUUCAGUUAAACAGUAUACUUUAAGCCUGCUACACACAACAAACUGGGGGCCUGGGGGUUAAAGGCACCGUCCAUAAACCGAAAUAUCCCUGGUUUGAGUCCAGUUGGGCUGUACUUUGUUGAUUCUCUUGUUUCCCUUCUUUCGUGUCAUCUACCUACUGUCAAUAAAGGCAUAAAAUAUCCCUAGAGUACUGGAAAAAGGAAAACACACUUAGGACUUUAGCCAGCUCGCAGUGGUGGAGGAAGUACUCAGACCCUUUACUUAAUAGCAGAAACACCAAACUGUAGAAAUACUCCUUACAAGUAAGAGUCCUGCCUUUGAAAUUUUACUUAAAGUA